Messenger RNA from Chenopodium quinoa (quinoa), 528 nucleotides. RefSeq lists its product as uncharacterized. The transcript has a single exon. Bases 1 to 528 code for a protein of 175 amino acids. Lineage: Eukaryota; Viridiplantae; Streptophyta; Magnoliopsida; Caryophyllales; Amaranthaceae. The record is from RefSeq and is a predicted model, not a curated record.
AUGAAGCUAGAUGACACACUUUGGGCGUAUCUAACCGCAUUUAAGACACCAAUUGGUACUUUACCUUAUAGACUAGUAUAUGGUAAGGCAUGUCAUCUUCCCGUGGAGUUGGAAUACAAAGCUUUUUGGGCAAUCAAGGAGCUUAACAUGGAUUCUAAGGUUGCGGGUAAGAAAAGACUUCUCCAACUCAAUGAGUUGGUUGAGUUUAGAUUGUCGGCGUAUGAUAGUGCACGAAUCUACAAGAAAAAGACCAAGAAGUGGCACGACAAGAGGAUCCUACCAAAAGAGUUUGUACCAGUUGAUAAGGUUCUACUCUUUAACUCUAGAUUGAAGAUUCUUCCAGGAAAACUAAAGUCUAGGUGGUCAGGCCCCUUCACUGUCACUAAGGUGAACAAGUUUGGUUCGGUUGAGCUAGUGAAUGAUAAAGGUGAAGAGUUCAAGGUGAAUGGCCAACUAUUGAUGGUGUAUCAUGAGGGCGCUACUGUAAUAGAUGUGGAGGAAACCCUCCUAACUCCACUUCCAUCUUGA